Molecule: messenger RNA, 5744 nt
Organism: Paramecium primaurelia
Lineage: Eukaryota; Ciliophora; Oligohymenophorea; Peniculida; Parameciidae
Source: the annotation of a GenBank genome assembly
AUGAAUAUAUUUAAUCAGCAUCAUUUUACUCCAGAGACUCCUUAGUUAUUGCAAAAUUUAAAUCUAAGAGAUUGUUAAGUUGCUAAGAAGCUAAUAUAAUUAUUAUGUCAUAGCAGCGAGAUCUAAUUUCCACCAAUAUAAAAUACAAAAAUCAAAUUGAGUGAAUAUAUGGAAAGUCUUACACAGAAGCCUAAAAACUUAUUUUAACAAUGUUCUGAAAAGAUUUAUGACAUUUUUGGUUAAAUGGAAAAUAGAACAAUUAUUAAUUCGAUUUUGGAUCAUCUAGAUGAACAUUCUUGUAUAAAUGUUUUAAUGUUGUUUUAUAAAUGCUUGUAGAAUUCUGGGUUAAAAUAAUAAAUCUAUGAGGAUGGGUAAUAAAUAAAAUAUAAUAUAGUUAUUUAACAGAAAUUAUUGAAAAAUUUGAAAAUGCUCUAACAACUCCAAACUCGAUAUAUAUGAAAUUAUCCAAACUCAGUACCACAGGAGACUUUCAUAUGAAUUUUACUAAAUUUUUAUUGACACAUUAUCCAACAGUUUAUUCAAAAGAAAAUAACAUUUAACCAAGAUAAUCAAUUUAAGAAAAUUCUUUUUAAGUAGAACCUUCAAGAUAAUAAAACAAGAAUUUCAAAAUACCUCCUUUAAAAUUACCACAAAAUAGUUUAGAAAUAAUAGGUGUGAUGACAAGAUCAACAAGAAGAGCUGAUCCUUUUAAAUCAUAUUCGACAUGUUCUAAUAGAUUCUCACAUUCGAUUGAUUCUGCAAUUAAAUUUACAAGUGGUUCUUAAGCUAUUCAUAUCGAAGAGGAUUAGUCUAGUAAAUUAAAUGCAAAAGAAAAGUAAGAUAUCAAAUAUUUAUUUUAGAUUAUAAAAUUUGGCAUAAUUAUUAGGUAGCUAUUGUUUGACACAAGAUCUAUCGUAUUUAUUAUUGAAACAAAGAAGACAACAGUUGGAGUCAUUAAAAAGAUUGGGAAUUAACACAUGGCCAAAUAUUUAAAAAGAAGGAGAGGAUACCCUUGCUGAAUCUUUGGAAUAUGAAUAAAACAAAACUUAAAAAAGUAAGAUUUGUAGACUUUGGGGAAAUAUUCUUUAUUUCCUUCUGAAGGAUAUUAAGAAAAUUCAAUACGAAUUAUGCCCAUACUCAACAAUUUUAAAUUAUUUAUGUUCGAGCUCCUUUUAGAAAAAUAAAAUAUCAUCAAAAUAAAUAUACCAAGAUUUUGACACUGAGAUCUACCAAAAAAAAUAAUUAUGUGAUUAAAGCAAAAUCAAACAAGACAAUGGAUUAAUAAGUGAAUAGAAGGUAUAUUUUUUAAUUUUAGAUUUGUUCAAUUGUGAUCAAUAACAUAUUAAAUUGUAAUAAGAUUCAUAUAAAGAAUAGUCUUUUGAAAAUGAUGAAUCAGAAAGAAGUAUAGAAGUAUGAUAAUUAAAAUAUAUAAAAAGUCUCCCCACACAGUUGCAAAUAUUCCAGAAAUGAUGAUUCCAGUGAAAAAUGAAUUAGAAAAAGUGGUUUGUAAUUAUCGACAUUCAAAUACAACCUAAUUCUCCUUUUUAAAGCAUAUUUAAUACCGAUUCAAUUUUAUUCUUAGUACUAUGGAUAUGAAUAAAAAUGCUUUUUAUGAGUUGGAAUAUGAUUUAUUAGCAAUUCUUGAGAAAUAUUUGAGUUAUACUCACAACAGAAUUUUGUUGCCUUAAUUCUUAGACUACAUGAUUGAGAUCUUAGUUAUGAUAAAGAGAUAAAUAAUUGACAUCAUUAAUUGCCAACAAUCUUCAUCUCGAACCCCUAAUCAAUCACAAUACAUAUCCAAAUCAGCCAAACAUUAUUCUUAAACUAUAACCAAUAUGUUCAAACCAAUCAACAUAUUUGAUACAUCUCCAGAUUAAAAAUCAAAUUAACUUCAAACUCAAUUAUUUUAAUAACAAUAAUAAUUUUAACCAUCUUAAUUAAAUUUUUCAUCCUAAUAGCACUAAUAAUAAUAAUAACAAUAAUAGUAUUCUACAUUGAAAUUUAAAUCUUAAAAACCAUUCAUUCAAAAGUACCCUUAAAUUAUCUCAACAUACAUCAGUAUUAUAUCAAGAUUGUUAUUGAGAGCAAUAAAUGAUUCUUCCAUAAAAUUCCUACUAAAUGUGUAUGUAAAUGAAAUCUUUUUGGAGAUGAUCAAGAAUUUUAGUAGUUAUAUAUUUUAAGAAUUAAACUCAAAUAAGGAAGAGGGUUUUGAAAUACAUGCAAUGAGAAUAUUAUUAUUUUAUGAAUCUAUACUAUUGCUAUUUUAGAAACAUGACAAAGAAUAUAAAUAACAGGUGAGAUUAUUUUAAGGAUUUUUAAGUUAGGUGUUGAAAGUUCUCCAAAAAUUCGUUGAGCAGCAUACUUAUUUAUUACAGAAACCUUAAGUGAUAAGGGUUUAGGUUUACAAAAAAGCAUUUGAAGUUAUAGGAUUAUCGUUUUAAUAUCCAAAUGAAGAAUUGUCAACUUUUAUGAUUAGAUAUUGCUAUGUCAACUUUAUAAAAUUGUAUUCUUAAAGUAAUUUGAAUGACAUGAAGGAAAUAAAUUUGAAAAUUUAAGAAGUUAAUUAGAAAUAGCAACCUAGUUAAAAACAGGAUGAAAAAUAAUCAAAAUAAUUAAGCCAAAUUUUUAUGAACCUUUACAUUAAGUGUUUGUUUUGCAUAGCCCAAAAUAGGAGUGAAGAUAUUUCAAGAAAGUUUUAUUAAUAUAGAAUAGUUGAGUUUCUCACUUAAGAAAUAGAUUUAGAGUUUGACAUUACUUAAAUAAGAGAAAAACCAUUAAAUAACUCCUCGCUAUUACAACAGGAAGUAAAUUAAUAUUGAUUUCUUAAUUAAAUAGUAAAAUAAUUAAGUUGAUUCAUCCAGUAAUAAUGAGAGAUUGAGUUCCAAAAUUAGUGAUAGGCCUAAUGUAAAGUUAAAUUUAUAAUCUAUCCAUAAAUAGUAACUAGAAGAAAUACAAGAAGAGGACAAAAAGCAGGCUAAAAAAAAUAGUUAAAUUUUAUUAAAAAAGGUUUUAGUGCCAACCUUGGAUUUGGAAGGGAAACUGAAAUAGAUUAAUAUUUCAAGUUAAUCUUAUAGCCAUAGUCCAUAAUUUAAUACAUCAGCGAAGCAAUAGUAGAAUUUAACUGUAUUACAAAAAGUCUGCCCUGAUGACGUUUUAUACAAUCAUAAAAGAGGUAAUUCAAUGCCAUUUAAAUCAGAAAUAUGUAUUCAAGCUUAAUUAACAGAAAGUUAAAGAAGAAUGUUAUUACAAAAGAAUAUAAACCCAAAUAGUAGUGAUAAGAAAUAAGCAGUCCCUAAAUUAAAUUUACCAAAUUCCUAACAAGAGAAAGAGCAAUAGCAAUAAUUGAAAUUAAAUUUUUCAAACUAACCAAAAGAUGAGUUAUUCUAUUUUAGUGAAAGAAAGUUAAGAAAAAUAUAUUCAGAUGAAGAAUUACACGCUAAUUGUUUAUCUUUAUUAAUUUGCUUAUUAAUAAAACCAAUUCGAGGAACAUUAGACGAUUUGUAUUGCUCUUAGUAUCCAAUAAUUAAUGGAAAACCAAACAUUUUAUAUUUAUUGCAUUAUCAUCUUAAUCAUCCUUAAAAUUAAAAAGUAAUAAAAUUAGUUUUAUAAAAAAUCACAAAUAUUAAGAUUAUAAGAUUGUUAAAAUUAUUGUGUAUUUCACUUUUUGAUAUAACAUAAUAUACUGAUUGGUAGAAAAUUGCAUCAGGUGCUUACGGAGUUAUCUAUCAAUGCAAAACCAAUUUGCAAGAACCCGAUUUUGUAGCCAUAAAAUAAAUGGGAACACCAAAAAGCAUUUAUGAAGUAAUAAUUCAAUUUAAUUUAUUUAAGAGAUGUGUGCUUCAUGGACUAUUUACAGAAAUAGCAUGUAUGGAAAAUUUCAGAUUGACCCCUCAAGUUGCCACUCUCUAUGAUUAUGGUGUAACUUCAAGUGACUAUAUAAUCGUAAUGAAGAAAUAUCCAUUAUCAUUAAAAGAAUGGCGAUAAUAACAGAAAGGAUUCUUUUAGGAUAAUUUAGGUGUCUAUUUGAGUUUGUAUAAGGAGGUUUUAUAGGCUGUAUAAAUGUUGCACAAUCAUAAUGUUACACAUUAUGACAUAAAAGCUGAUAACAUUUUGCUAGAUGGUAUGCACGUUGUUCUUACUGAUUUUGGAGAAUCUAGCAUAUUUAUUAAUGAAGAAGAUGAAUACUGUGUUAGAAAUAGGGGUACAGAAUAUAUAAAGUCACCCGAAAUGCUAACCUUGACUAUAAAUUCAAAAAAAGAAUAAGAUACAUAUGAUAGGAGAAAAAAAGUAGGAACAACUAGAUCUUCUGAUGUAUGGUCUCUUGGUUGCUUAUUAUUUGAAAUAUUGACAGGGGAAUUAUUAUUUUUUUAAAAAGAAUGGGCUUAAUUUUAUCUACAAGUCACAUAACCAACUGAAUAAUUAAUUCCUGAAGAUAAAUAAAAAGUAUUUUCGGGUUAAUAUAUUAGCUUCUCGGAAAUAAUGUUUAUAUCAUUGAUUUCUUGAAAUAUGUCCUUGUUAGAGAUUAGAAGCAUAGACCUAAUAUAGAAAGUGUUUUGAAAAGAUUUGAACAUGUUCAUGCAUUGUUAGUAACUAAUAAUUAAUAAAAAAUAACUCAAUAAACUUUACUUAACACAAAAUCAUUUGAAAUAUUGCUUGAAGAUUAUCAUAAACUGGUUUAUUACAAUGACAAAUAAGUUGCCAUAGAAUAAGCUUAACCUAUUCAUUUAUCCUUUUUUAAAGUUACUUAAGAAAUUUUCAUUUGCGAUCAAAACUAUUUCAAACAAAAUUAAGAAAAGUAUGAAAAAAUUUCAUAUAAAUUAGGCUGAUUGAAGUAGGAAUCACAAAUGUGAUUUCUGACACUUAGUAAUUAAAAGCAUAGGAUAUUAACAAAUUUCAAUAUAUUAUCUUCUCUCUAGAAAAUAUUGCUUAAUUACCAAAUUAUGUCAAGGCUGCUUAACUUGUCCCUCACAUGCUCGAUUACUUAAGAUUGAUUCUUCUUCACAAGGGCAAACUUAUAAUUGUGGAAAAUCACUCAUCUUAUUUGAGAGAAGCCUUGCUUUUGACAUUAUGUUAUUUUUUUAGGUUAAAUGCUUACGAAGUUCACAACAUCUUUAACAACUAACUACUAUUUUUUAAUGUUUCAAAUCUACCUAUUUUAAAUAAAUUAUCGAUUUAUUCCAAUCAAUUAACCCAACAUUUAUUAACUUAUCCUCGAUUACAAUGCAUCUGUGGUUGUGUAUCAUUCAUUCUAAAAAGAGAUUUCAAUGAUGAAAAACGAACGUAGAUUUAAUAAUGUCAUUGUCAUGGAAAUAUGUUAUGUAAUGGAGGGGCAGGAAUGACUAAAGGAUGUUCACAUUAUUUGAAAUUUUUGAGAGUAAUAUAAAUUUUUAUUUUAGAAACGAUAUAAAAUAUCAUGGGAAUUCAUUAAGUGGGGAUAAAUUGAUUUUGAUGCUUUUCUUAUAGGUCCUUUUAAUAAAGGGUCGAUUAGAUAAGAAAGCAAGAUAUAAAUUUUGUUAUCUUCUAUGGGAUCGAAUCAUAAUUUAGUUAAUAAUUCAUUGUAUAGUGAUUGGAAUGUAUAUUAAUGUAAUAAAUGUGAUAUGUGGAUGAUUGCAUAUAAUAAAUAAUCACAUGAUUUAUUGGUCAUUAUGAAUAAUUUAUAUAGAAAGAAUAACAAUAAGUUUUUCAAUGAUAAACUAAAAUUGCCAAAUCUAAAAAAUUUCAGUCUUUAAGAAUUAAGAUGAGCC